GAUUAAAAGCCCACAUUUGUUUUGUGUAUGUCGUGCUUUGCCAAAACACAGCAAUUUUCUAUGAAUGUGAAACAGCUUUCCUGGCUCUGACCCACCAGCCGCGCUGCCAGGAAAAGCCCGCUCCCCUCUACCUGUUUACAUGCAGGUAAAUUAGCUUUCACAGGCUGAAGCUGAGGGUCCAGCACCGAUAGUGUUUCCUUUUGUUGGCCUGUGUUUGAGUGGAGGAGCAGCAGUUCAUCCUUAAUGAACGAAGAGCAGCAGGAAGGUGUGUCGGACCGGCGCGUGCAGGCGCCGCGCUGGCAGGCGUCUGCCGUCAGCCCACAAAUAAUGUGCUCAUUGUGUGUUUUAAUGUCCACGCACUGACCUUUACAGUCAGGCUGCUGUUUCUGGGCAGAAAUCAAGGACGCAUCAAUAAAGCAAAUGUGGAGGUAAUUGAGUAAAUUGAAAACACAGUGUGAGUAACACUCUCACUGCCCGUGUGACGCUCGCUGAGCUCCACCUCAGCGCCACAGGCUGCUUCCUACGGAUGCUCUGCAGAUCGGUGGAGGAGGUGGAACCCUGACCCGCACUGACCCCAGAACCAGACUAAACCACCCGGGUCCUGUCACAGCCUCAGAUGCUGCUGGUGAUUCACUGGACCCAACUUAGGAAUUAUAACAUGUAUGUUUUUACUUGGCUGAAGCGUUUUCCAUCUUCCAUCCUGCUGUGGCCUGUUUAAAAGCAAAUCAAUCAGCUAUUGUUUAACGGUUUCACGUUCCAACACAGAAAUCAAAAACGUCUUUGUAUGAAGUUUGCAUCACAAAGACGUGGACUGGCUGCAACGUAAGGAACAUUAAUCACGCAGCGCUUGAUUCUAAACAUGCUUCAAACGUCCUAGUGGGAUAGAAAAAAUGUACAACUACUCAUAAAUCUCUGCUCCAAACGUGUGAAAUGUUGAUGGCACAUACUUGUGUAAACAUUUUUCCCCACAAAUGAUUUCCACACAAAGUUUUGGGGGGUCCAGGCUGAGAUAAGUCCCGCUGAGUGCGAGUGGGACUGGAUCCUCUGAGGUCUGCGACAGCUGGAACGCAUUGCUGAUGUUUCAACACGUGUCAGUCAGAGCUGAGGAGGCGGCGGUGCUGCCGCCGCGUUUGUCUGAGGGCCGUGUGAGGGAGUUUGUGCAGGUUCUGUCUUUGAUGUCAUUAUAGUGACAGGAAGUGUUAAAGUCCUGACACACUGGCUUCGCAUGCAUGAGUGGGAGGAGCUUAUCUCUGGUGAGAGGCGGGUCCACCCUGGACCCACGCCUCAUGACCCAUGUAUACAGACCCACAAUCGGCUGAGGACAUGCAUGUCUGUGGACGGUGGGAGGAACAACAUCUGGAACGGAGCCCGGCUGCUGCGAGGCAACGGUGCUAAGCAUUACACCACCCAUGGAAAAUCUGUGUUUUGUUUAUGGCAUCAAAGCUGCGAACUUGAUGUUAUGCGUGUAAAUCCAGCAAUGGAGAGUCUUGACAGCAGAAGGAAGGUGAAUGUUUGCUACCAUUACUGGUGUCAGUGGAUGUGGAACAGUUGAGCCUUUGUAACACAAAGACAGAUAAAUAACGCAAUGCUUCAUUAUGGUCUUUAUUGACUGAACAGAUUCAGGGUCUCCUUUGAAGCUGUGGUGUCACCGUGUUGGACUGAUUGUAGCCAGAGCACUGUGGAGCCGGUUCUGCCUGUCAGGUCCGGUCUACACAUCACUGCAGAGUCCAGGGGGCUCCUACAUGAAGACCACAGUGACACGGCUCCACCCAGGGUCCAGCUUCUGCACAGAACCAUGAUGGUUCUCAUUGUGGGAGGCAGGUCCUGGUUUCAUGGUCACAGUCUGUUGGCUCCUUGUUUAGUGUUGCGCCUUAGCUCCAUGUGUUUCCUGUUCAGUGACGGUCCGUGGUGGCAGCAGAUUCCGAGUGUGGAUGAUGUAAUUAUAUCCUUCAUUCAUUCCUGAGUCAUUGAGCAGAUGGACAUAAUGUAAUGGGUCAGAGGAAGCGGCCUGGCUGGGGCGUCUUCAUGCUGAGCUUGGUGAACGCUCAGCAACUUUGUUCAUAUCCACAACUAAACCCAGCAAAUCCCACAUACAGUACAGCAAGCCUUUCAUUGUGAUUAUCACGACCUGGGCAGGGAGCUGGUUCCACAGGAGAGGAGCUCUGCCUCCCGUUGUACGGUGGGAGAAUACAGCUGUUCUCUAAUUGACCUGCAGCGACUCGCUGAGUUCUGCUUGAGCGCCACCUUCCUUCUCCAGCUCGCGCUCUGUGGGCAGAGACCUGAUGGAGGCCGUCCUCUGUGUUAGUCCUCCCCUUCCUCUUCGCCUCUGACCUGCUCAGGCAACAUGCAGCAAACGUUCCCAUCAGAGCGACCUGCAGCAGCAGCAGCAGCAGCAGCAGCUCCUCACUCACCUUUGGAGCACAGGACGCCAGGAGCUGCAGCUGGACAAAUCGGACUUGAAGGAGUUUUCAGACUGAGGAACCUAAACCCUGGAUCUUUGGGCUCGUGGGGAUUCUUUAGUCUGUUUUCAGGGUGUCAUCUCCUGGAUUCCCUCCUCACACAUUUGCGGUGAAAAGUCAGACUGGAAAGUUUGAGAGAGGACCUGAGUGAAUGAGUUUGUCUGGCUGCUGUGGGAAAAACCUCGUCUCCAGCAUGUUCCUGUCCAGCAGAGCUCUGCAGCAGUGGUGCUUGGCUCUGUUCCUGCUCUGCUCCCCGGUGCCGCACUACGGACGACCCAUCGAUGCCCUGAGCAGCAGAAUAAAACGCUCCGUGACUCACGCUCAGCUGAUGCACGACAAAGGCCGGACGCUGCAGGACUUCAAGCGUCGCAUGUGGCUGCAGGAGCUUCUGGACGAAGUCCACACCGCAGAGAUCCGCGACCUGGCCCUCCGGACGGCCGGCGGAGGUGGAGGCGGCAGCAGCAGCGGCGCUGGCGGCGCCGCCGGCCUGCCCGGGCUCGGCCACGGCAUCAACCUGAGCACCACCGGCAGCACCCUGCACUCUAAGCCUCCUGGAGGAACCAAGAACCUCCCCAUCAGCUUCAGGGUGGACGAGGAGGAGGGCACCAACCUGCCGCAGGAGACCAACAAGUCCCAGACGUACAAAGACAGCGUCCUCAAAGCGCCGGGCAAGAAGAAGAAGAAAGGGAGGUCCGGCAAGAAACGGGAAGGCGAGAAGAGGAAGAGGAGGGCGCGCUCGCUGGGCUGGAGGGUGGAGGACGAACCCGGAAGCGGCCUUCACCUGGAGUGGAGGUCUCUGCUGGGCCUGCUUUAAGACGCCGUCAGUCUCUGACGAAGAAUCCUUCGGACAUUUGGACUGGACUCCUAAACAGUGACUGUUUGGAAAGAGAUUGGAAAAUAUUUAUUGUGUGUAAAUAUUCUAAAUAUAGCAGAAUAUGAAUAAAACCUUAUUGAAGCUCUGUGGGGCAACAGAUUUAACCCUUGUGAAACUUUGCUUUUUUUCUUUUUUAUUGCAGUCAUGUCAGAUUUUUUUGCAGUAAUUUAUUUUGUCUGAAUGGUGUAUUUAUUUUGUAAAUGUAUCGAGGUGCUGCUGACCUUCUAUAUUUUUGUACCAUAAUGCACUUUAGAUAUAUAAAUAUAAAUAUGUAUACCAUUAGUUUUUUUCAUUGACUCAUUUUUUGUUGUUGACUUAAAUGAAGAAAGAUGAUGUUUUGUCUUGUUUCUGGUUUCGUUUGUCAUCGCUCACAUCGACCUUCCUGCUGCCUUCGCUGUCUCUGUGUCUUCCUGGACCUGCUCAGCUUCCAGCAUUCACAUGUACAUAAACCAAUCUCGGCUCCAUACGGCUGUUUUUGGCACUUGCACUGAGGUUAACACUCUGUUCUGAACAGAUUAAAUGUUUGACAGUAACUUUCUCUGUCUC
Betta splendens (Siamese fighting fish) is the source of this 3879-nucleotide messenger RNA. It is a transcript of the gene pthlha, whose product is annotated as parathyroid hormone-like hormone a. Lineage: Eukaryota; Metazoa; Chordata; Actinopteri; Anabantiformes; Osphronemidae. Gene Ontology annotation, biological process: bone mineralization; regulation of chondrocyte differentiation; osteoblast development. The transcript has 4 exons. The record is from RefSeq and is a predicted model, not a curated record. Gene Ontology annotation, molecular function: hormone activity; peptide hormone receptor binding. Gene Ontology annotation, cellular component: extracellular region. Bases 2611 to 3273 code for a protein of 220 amino acids.